Molecule: messenger RNA, 636 nt
Organism: Pogonomyrmex barbatus (red harvester ant)
Lineage: Eukaryota; Metazoa; Arthropoda; Insecta; Hymenoptera; Formicidae
Gene: ND-13A
Product: NADH dehydrogenase (ubiquinone) 13 kDa A subunit
Biological process (GO): mitochondrial electron transport, NADH to ubiquinone
Cellular component (GO): respiratory chain complex I
Source: RefSeq, a predicted model, not a curated record
CCUAAUGAAAAAUUCACACAUGCGCACAAAGGAAUGGAAUUUAUCUCACAAAUCUUGCAACACUACUAUCAUAAGAGAUUGUUUUCCUGGAUUCUUAAAAGGUUACGAAAUCAUUUAACGAAUGUGAAAAAUAACCACUAAUAAUUAUUAAUAUAUAUCAAUUAUGGCAACCAAAAAAAUUAAUGGAUUAUAUGCUUCUUUGAACAAAUUGUACAAAAGAGAAGUGUCUCUAGUAAAUGCGAUAAAUCAACGUACAUAUGCAACCGUAGACGAAGGUGACACUCAAGUUACUCACACUGGGCAGAUAUUUGAAAAAGAUGAUUACCGAUUAGUAAGAUUUUUAAACAGACCAAAGGAAGUUAAUAAAAAUUGGGCAAUCAAAUUGAUAGACGAAGUACCACCAUCUCCAAAGAAAGAUAGAAUAGUAGCUUGUAAUGGUGGUGGAGGCCCACUUGGACAUCCUAAAGUUUACAUAAAUCUGGAUAAACCAGGCAAUCAUACUUGUGGUUACUGUGGUCUGCGUUUUUACAAGGAGAAUCAUCAUUAAAUGAUCACUGUACAAGUAGUUGUAUUAAUUAUUAAUUUAUAAGUAUACUUUAGAAUGUAACAUUUGUUGCAAUAAAUAUAUAAAACUGA